GAAAUUUUGGGUGUUAAAUUGAAAGAGGGGGGAGAGAUGUACAAAUUACUUGUGCAUGUGCUUUUCAUGCUUCUACAUGGUGAAGUCUCAUUCUACAGUCUUUCUGAAUGUGAUGGCUUGGAGGAGGAGGAGGAGAAGGAAGAAGAAGAAGAAGAAGAAGAAGAAGAAGAAGAAGAAGAAGAGGAGGAGGAGGAGGAGGAG
Molecule: messenger RNA, 201 nt
Organism: Podarcis lilfordi (Lilford's wall lizard)
Lineage: Eukaryota; Metazoa; Chordata; Lepidosauria; Squamata; Lacertidae
Source: the annotation of a GenBank genome assembly